Messenger RNA from Pseudophryne corroboree (corroboree frog), 2632 nucleotides. Its product is annotated as myb-related transcription factor, partner of profilin-like. The record is from RefSeq and is a predicted model, not a curated record. Lineage: Eukaryota; Metazoa; Chordata; Amphibia; Anura; Myobatrachidae. The coding region runs from base 151 to 1491 and encodes 446 amino acids. The transcript is spliced from 5 exons. Gene Ontology annotation, cellular component: nucleus.
AGAGGUGUGAGGAGGUGCAGAGCUAGCAAUUUGGUUGUUUGCUGUGGAUAUCGUUUGGACACCCCAGCAGGCUUUAUUCCAGGACAGUCAGGAGGAUUCCUGUUACCCCGGAGGAGAGCCAUUUUAGGAGCUUUUACUACAUUUGUAGAGAUGUCAAAGGACAAGCAGACCCGAUCCGCCCCUUCCCCCACCCCCUCGGAUCUAUCCCUUCAUAGCAACGAGGAGUGGGAGCCAACCCAGGAGGCGUAUACGACCGACCAGGCAUGUAGUGACCAGCCGCGGUCGUCAAGGGCCCAUGAGAAGUCCAAGAAAAAGCCUAGUAGAAAGGCAAGAAGCCAGCCAGAGGAGCAGUCGGAGGAGGAAGCCUCUGGUGAAGAUGCAGGACAGAAAAAGGUGCGUGGACCCAGAUACACUGAGGCGGAAAACUGUACCUUAGUGGAUUGCGUCGACAGGUCCUACGACGCUUUGUAUGGAUCAAAGGCACAGACAACAUCAGCUAGGGCUAAGCGAAUCAUCUGGGAAUCCAUUGCCAAUCAAGUCACUGCAAUAUCUGGAAACCGCCGGAGCACCAGAAAUUGCUUGAAGCGGUACAGUGAUUGCCGCAGACAGACCAAGAAGAAGAUGGGGAUUCAGCGCCGACAUGAGACAGCUACGGGAGGUGGCCCGGCUCUCAAUCUGAAGUGGCUACCCUGGGAGAACGUUAUUAGAAGGCGCAUGAACCCUGCCAUGGUCGAAGGAGUUCGCGGAGGUGUGGACUCCAGCCGUCCUGCUGGCUUUCCCCAGGAGGAAGAACCGCCCAGAAGACGGAAGAAGGCGGGAGACCAGCCGUCCAAAAGGAGGUCUGAUGACAGGCCUGCCCAGAGGACAUCACCUGCGCACAGGACAUCGCCAGCGCACGGACCGUCACCUGUGCAGCAGGCAUCGGCAGCAGCGCGCGGACCAUCAACUGCGCCGCAAGCAUCGCGAGCACACAGAUCGUCACCUGUGCGCCACAGUUCGUCAUCGCGCAGUUUGUCACCUGUGCACCAGACGACGUCAGCGCACAGACUAUCACCUGUGCGCCAGACACCGUCGGCGACCACACCACAAGAUGGGCGCCAAACUACAGCUCCUGCGCGCAGGCCAUCACCAGAUCGUCGUCCCUCCAGGAGCUCUGGGACUGUGACUGAAGAGCCUCAAGACACUACCCUUGUGGACCCAUCACCCGAUCUGUUUGAGUCUACAGGGUUAACAGACGAAACUUUUCUUGGGUUUGAGGACAGCCGUGCAGACGUAUCCAGCCAGACCCUUGAAAAGUCUUCUGAAACGAGGACAAGUGGAGCUCCUGGAGCAGCGGCAUCACAGGAUGGAGAAGUGGUGCCACGAACCAGCAGCGGACUAGCUUCGGGGAUUGGUUCCUACUUCAGGCCGGAUCUCCUCCUACAGGAGUCGUCAGAGGAUGACGAGGUGGAAGUGCAGGAGGCUCCAGUUACUACAUCCCUGCGUGAGUAAAUUGAAUUGUGAGCCUUCAAAAAAAUGUAUGAUGAAUGUGUAUAAUAUUGUCUAAUUUUCUUUUCAGCUGCCCAAAUCCAAGUGGUGGCAGACAUCCAGGAAGGGCAGAAUCCUUCAACUGUUCAGAGGGUUCACACCCUGGCAUCAGAGAUUGGGACACGCCAGGAUACGUACACAAAUGUCGUGGGAAGCAGACUGGACAACAUUGAGAGGACAAUGGAGAAAAUGUCAAACAGUCUGCUUGAACUGCAAAAGACUCUUUCCGACAGCACGGCCACAAUACUACAGGUCAGAAUACAAGAUCAUAGGGAGAGUAUGACCAUACUUAACAUUCUGGCCGAAUCCAUGACCCGGCUCGUGGACAACACUUCAUGUCUGGCAGAAAGCAAUAAAAACAUGUCGGAGAGUCAUCGACACUCCUCAUCCAGCCAACAGGUCAUCGCAACCACACUGCAGAUGAUCUAUGAUAAGCUCCCAGGAACAGCUCAUCAACACGCUGGUGAUCCACCAUAUCCGCCGUCACAAGCCACAAGGACGCCUCGUACCCUUCCUCAAGUCCCAUCCCAGUACAGACAGUCACAGAUGUACCAGGGAUAUACAGGGAUGUACUCCACCCCCCAGAUGCCUCCACCACCGGCCACACAAUCUUCAGCCGCAUGGGCACAGAGGACCAGUCAACAUACUCCCCAGCCUCCCAGGACAUCCACGCCCUAUCAGGGGGAAGAAGAGGAUCCGGACAGACUUCCACCAUAAACCCGGUCGUAUUGUUUUAUUUAUUUAUAAAUGUUUUUCAUGUAUCCCUUUCUUCCCCUCCCAUUAGUUUGUUUUUUUUCUUACUAUUGUUUUCUGUGUUGGGCUUCCCCACCCGUGACCGGGUACUACCAAGGAGCUUUGUGUAGGCAUACAUGCGCGGGCAUGUAUGCGGGCGCGUGUGGUAACGGAUGAAAGCUCCUUGUGGCUACAAGUAUGAUGGGCCAAAGAGCUAUUCUGAUACCACUUUUUUCUUCCAAAAAUCCUUUUUGUAAUGGUGUACAGUAGGCUUUAAUUGUGUGAAUUUACUAUUCACUAGUCUGUGUUUUUGUCUUAUUCAUAGGAUUGGUGGGGAAAAAUGAAGUGGACGGCAUAAGUUUGUGUUGUGCGU